AUGGCCUCGCAGUCAGCCAUCUCGUCGCAGCACUCGGACCUCAUCACGGCCGUCCGCUUCUCGCAACACCAUCGACUGGCGACCUGCUCGCUUGACCACACCAUCCGCGUCACCGAACGCGACCCCACCACCGGCGCAUACGAUGCCAGGCCCAUCGAAUGGAAGGCCCAUGACUCGCCUGUGCUUGACCUCGCUUGGGCUGAGCCUCAGUUUGGGACUGUACUCGCUAGUGGUGCGGUAGACGGCUCGAUCAAGCUCUGGUCCUGGGAUCACGUCAAAGGCGCCACGGCGGCGGGUGGCACCGGAGGAGCUACCGGUACGACCGUGAGGGGCUCAUCAGGCGCAACCGGCUCUACAGCAACACCAGGGGGGCACAAAACAUCCUCCUCCACCAAGCGAUGGAUCCCCACAGCCGUGUUGACCGACGCCAGAGGAACGAUCCGAUCGAUCGAAUUCGCUCCCGCCGCGUUUGGACUCAAGCUCGCGGCCGUGUCGAGUGAUUCCCAUCUCCGCGUAUGGGAAUGCCUCGACCCGGUGACCCUGUCUGAGUGGUCCCUCGUCAACGAUAUCGACCUCACCGUCUUGACAGCCGCACCUUCGACCGCGCAAUCCGUCACCUUGCAGGGACCCUCCUUGAGGGUGUCGACCGCCGGGUCGAGUACGAUCAAUUUCCCCACUUCGGCAAGCGCGACAGGGGGUGCCAACCCAUCGGGCAGUCAGGCCCAAUCCUUUGACGGCUUCAAUGCCAGUUCGUCCCUCCUGAGCGGAUCCGAUACGUCGGCCAGCCCUAACAGGAGUGGGAUCCAUGCUUCGGUCGCCUCGUCCUCCCUCGGGACCGCUGCCGUCAGCUCGAUGGGUUCCUCCGCCAGCGGAGGCAGCUUCGAUGGCAGGAAAGGUGGCACGAUCGAGACUGAUGGUGGGUGGUCACUGAGCUGGUGUAAGGAGGCUUGGUGGGGAGAACGACUGGCCGUAUCGUCCGGCACGUCGGGUAUUAUUCGAGUCAGUCCAUUGUUCAAGCACGGAUUUCUCACUUGGGUCUAACCAGUUUUUUUCGCUUUUAUCGAUCAGCUCUUCCACCUCCCCGACCAUGCCCCCUGGUCCAACUUCCUCAACCUCCUCCCCGCCCGAUCCGGCUCAUCCUCAUCCUCCCACGCGUCCGUGCCCCCCACCGCAUCCCUCGCUUGGGCCCCCGCCUCUGGUCGUUCUUACCAACUUCUCGCCUCGGGAUCGAGAGACGGUCGAGCUCGCGUUUGGCGUAUCUAUCCACCUUCCUUGGACACCCAGGAUGAACUAACCCUUUCAACGGGAGAAUGGAGGGCCAAAGUCGAUGACGAACUCGAAGACCUACAUUCGCAUCCCAAGUCCUUGUCAGGGACGUCGAAUAGGAAUGCCGGAGCGAGUGGGAUCGGGACCGUCAAGGUUGGGUGGAACGUAACAGGCACGGUGUUGAGUACUGCUGGGGAUGAUGCUAGGGUGAGGUUGUGGAAGAGUGAUUUUGUAGGGAGAUGGCAGAUCAUUGCCGUCUUGUCGACUGAGGAUACGGGUGAUGAGGAGAUGGAGAAAUAG
Messenger RNA from Microbotryum saponariae, 1566 nucleotides. The record is from the annotation of a GenBank genome assembly. Lineage: Eukaryota; Fungi; Basidiomycota; Microbotryomycetes; Microbotryales; Microbotryaceae.